Messenger RNA from Bicyclus anynana (squinting bush brown), 5366 nucleotides. RefSeq names its product protein FAM13A-like. The transcript is spliced from 11 exons. NCBI's taxonomy places the organism in Eukaryota, Metazoa, Arthropoda, Insecta, Lepidoptera, Nymphalidae. Bases 797 to 2440 code for a protein of 547 amino acids. The record is from RefSeq and is a predicted model, not a curated record.
CUACCCGAGCGUUGCGGUGUGGACAUUUUCAGUCGCCAUUUCGUGUUGCAACGCCAUUUUCAAUUCCUCUUCCUUGUUUAUAUUUGAGUUUUAUCGACAAAUAAUCACCAGCACCGCCCUAAAAUUGGAUAACCGAUUACGUCAACGGCAAAACUUCACGAGUUCGCCGGUUGUGAUCAGUGAAACAAUUCGCAAAAAUGAUAGACGAUAAUUGAACAAAAGACCAUCUCCAUAUUUUUUCUAAUAAAUAAAAAGAAAUAAAAUCCAACGAAAAUGAAGAUAGCGCAACACAAUUGUUGAGAGCUAAACAGCUCGUAAUAACUUCGUCCUAACUUUCAAUGCUGAACUAUAGACUGGUGUCAACGCAUUUUCUGAAGCAACCGUAAAUUUGCAAACCGCAAAGACUUUGUACAGACUGUGUGUGUCGUGCCAGCAUGUGCAGAGAUCGCGAUAUGUCGGUGCAACGUAGCGACAUCGUCAAAUAAAUCGGCACAGCCUAUUCACAGUUUUCCGUCAAAACGGCGCGCGUUUACGCGACACCGUUUCGUUUUGUUUCUUUCAAUUUGUUUUAUAUCAAAGGUUAAGCAAUAGCCCGGGUGUAAGUGUUAGUUCUCUUCGUUAGGAGGGUCUCGGAGAGCUUCGGGACCCAGCAGUACCCUGGCCAAUCAGAGUCGGCACAACAUAUCCAGAUUCUUCGACUCUUUAGUGGAAGCUGCUAGAUAUUGCAUUAGUCGCGUUACGGCUGAAUCCGUUUUGGAUAUUCAAAAGUUUCUUUACUUUAAAAUCAGAAGUUAACAUGGUUCUAUCGAGACUCCUGCUGGAGCAGCAGGGUUACGGGCACGAUUCCGAGUGCUCGAGCCAGCGUCGGGUUGUAAUAUCUGGACUCGGGUGGCGUGCGCAGUGCUGCGAGCGGAGCGAGGCCGAGAAAGAGAGGGAAGAUAUGGCGGCGCCCGAGUGCGAGCGGGAGGCGCGCAAGCGACGCGAGCGCAGGGACUCUGGCUGCGCGCACGAGCGAAAGGAGCGCAGGCCGCAUAGCGAGGAGCGCCCGCCUCCGCCACCGCCUCCGCCUCCGCUACACGACUAUAACCGCCUUGAGUCGGAACGCCGUGCGGAGCGGUUGUCCCGCGCACGCCGGCCGCAACACGGCGUCAAGCGGCGCCGCGCCACGGCGCGCGUGCCCCGCCAGCCCAAGGAGAACGACUGCAGCGUACACGCCGAUGACAUUCGCAGCGGCACUCCGCCACACUUCGAAUAUGUUGUGCAGCAGAAACCAGAGAUAUGCGAGGAGACGGAGACCUCGCCCCUGGACGGCAGCGCUCGUCACGAGGAAGCCGAGCGAGCGCGCCGCGGCGAACGCAACGAGCCGCAGCGCCGCGCCCAACCGAGCCCUGACCGGCGCCUCGACAAGAUCAUCAAGAAGAUCAACACUCUAAAGAAAAGCAUCACCAAGUAUGAAACCGAGUUCGAGUCCCAAAACGGUCAUCCAGUGACCCCCGGCGACCGCAUGACAGACGCGCAACUAAUUCGCAUGUACGAAGCGCUCAGGCGGUUGCAGGCCGAAAAGCGCUGCAUCAAAGCGGACCCCGUGGAGUAUGCGCUAAAAGUUCAAGCGGCCAAGGUGCAGAAGGAGAGAGACGACAAGUUGGAUGCAGCGCUGAAAAGUGAUAAGCCCAUGACUGAUGUCGUGAAGGAUAUUGAGGAAGUUCGUAUUAUGAAAGAAUUUUGUAGUGAAUUGUGGGUGGACGGGUGUCGCGCGGCGACGGGUCGCGCGAGCGUGCCCGAGAGCAGCUGGUCGCCGGCGCAGCUCGCGGCGGAGAAGUCGUGCGUGCAGCGCGCGCUGCUGCGGCUGGAGGCGGCGCGCGGCCGGCCCCCCGCGCACUCGGCGGAGCGCGGCGCGGCCCGCCAUCUGUACGAGCGGUACCGACUCGUCAAACGGGCUCUGGCGACCUUCAGAUCUGAUGUUCUGAUUGGCGGAACAAACGGCGAGCUGGCGACCAUACACGAGCACGAAGCCAUGCUGUUCAACAGCAGCGUGGACAGCUCCAGCGACUCGCAGGAGAAGCCUUCUGACUCUUCGCAGGAAACCAUAGAAACUCCCCUCCAGUCGCCUCCAACGCGCGAGGUUUUGGAGGAGAUGCCGUCAUCCACUUCGUCUGCGAAGUCGGCCACUACCAGCGAAGAAGUCACGCCUUCCAACGAGGGCCUGCACUGUAUGGGGCUGGAGGACCUCACUCGAGCACUCUCAGAGGCCAAAACGCUUAAAUGUGUACUUCGGCGCAGUAUCAAAGAGUACGAGGUGAACUUCGAGCUACUCAACAGCAGGAAGGCUCAGCGCGACGACAAGCUGGGCCGAGAGGAGGAGUACAAGAAAUACAAAACCGUUAAAGCAAAAAUUAAACUCAUCAACGCCUUGAUCAAUAAACAGAAGUCAGCCACUUGAAUGACCAAAAUGUUUUGUGCUGUAUAUUACAAAAUACGCUGAUGACAUUUAUCUUUUCAUAUAAAUUUAAAGUCUAUAAUUAUUAAUAAUGCUCUGGAUUGAUAACGAAAAUGGGAAUAUUCUGAAAAAGGUUUUGUUUAGUAAAUUAGUAAAUAAGACCAAUGAAAUGAAGUCAUAAAUGUUUUUAUUUUUUAACACAGCAAAAAAUAUUUCCUUAUUUUUGUUAUUUCUUCAAAGCGCCUCAAAAUGGUUUUCUAUUUAUAUAGGCUGAUAUUUUGAGACUGCCAUAAUGGUCUAAGCUGGCAUAUGACAGUUUCCAAAAAAAAAAAUAUGUCGACAAUUCAACUGAGAUUUUUUUUUAGAUUAUAUUAUUUAAUCGUCUCAAAAACUCACUCUAUGUAAAUAAUAGUUACAUACUAAUUAAUUAUAUUAUAUUAUAAUUAUUAUAAGGAAAAUUGGAAAUGGUGGACAUAACAUUAUUUUAGCAUUAUGUAGAAUGUUAAAAUUGCAAAUUAUAUAAAGUGAUAAGUAAUUUCAUAAUACCUUUUGUUUGUGCUGUUCAAUACUUACCUAAAUUGGAAGUGUUAAUCGAAUUUAGUUGUAAAAUAAUACUAUGGUAGCCAACUAAGAGAGACAUCCUGUAUAAAGCGAUUAUUUCAAAACCAUUUUAGCACUUAUUUAAGAUUUUAUUAAACGACGUAAAACUUGUAGAAAUUCGUCAAAUUAGAAAUAAAAAGAACUGCAACCCGACUACGGUUCUGGCAAUGUUUAACCAAUAACAUAAUUUUUUAUCUCCGUAGUCAGGUAUGUACGUAUAAAGAUUAUCAGUAUGUACGAGUAAAAAUAAUAAAAGAUUUUAUGUUCGUACACCAAUUUCAAAGUGUACAAAAGAAUGGACAAAUUGAAUUUUUUUUAUAUAUGUUAUUUAUAAUAUUCUUCCCAUUCGGUUUAAGAUUGUCUGCGCAAUGAACAAUUUUUGCAUCUACCAGUAGUAUCUAUUUACCUAUGUAAUUGUAAAUGCAUGUUAACUUAUUGUUUAGUAUUUAUUUAUUUCAUAUUAUUAUGAAGGAGUUAGAUGGAAAGUGGACAAAAGCUAUCAAACUGAAAACCACAUUGAAAAUUAUGUGCGUAGACUUAAUCUACGCUUCCUUUAACUACUAACAGGCGUCGCAGCUCGCAUUUACGUAUAUAUGUAUAGUCGAAUGCAAUAUUUAUGACAUCUCCGAAAUGAGCUACGGUCUCAGACUAAUUACCUAAGGACUACUAGUAGUAUCGCAAGUAAAUUCACGAUCAAAAUUGUCUGUAAUUUUUUGUGGAAAACGAACAUUAGGUAUCUUAUAUUAGAAAUUGUUGACCGUUUUUUCACAUCAUUCAACUACACAAAAGGCGAUAUUUUGAAGUCCACCGCUAUUGGUCGAACUUUGUAUUUGUUUUAUCUCGAGAUACGAGUAUGUCGUGGUACAGACCUGCAGUUUUAACUAAACAGUCGAACUGUUUAGUUAUAUUGUCCGUAUGUAGUGUCCGUCAGUUUUGACUGUAUUUUCUUUCAAAUGGUUUUGAUUGAAAUUUCGAUUAGAUAAAAUUUAACGUCUGUAACGCCGGUUAGGUCUACUGAUCUCCCACCAGUUGUGUUGUUCCUUCAGACUAUGAGAGUUAGGAAAAAAAUUGUACCUGUAUAAACUUAUAUAUCUCUUUCGGAAAUGGCUAGAGAUUUGCCAGCGUUACCGAAAUUUGGACAAAAAUACGUCACCCAUGGAGUUUUGUAAUUUGUAGUAUUAGUUUAGUAAUAUCUUAUAUACCUAGGAAUUAGGUAACAUUCUUUAAAAUAUAACACAUGAAAAAAAAAACAAAAUUUAGCAAAAAUCGGUCAGUGCGCAGAAAAACCAUUUAAAGACAUUUUCGUUAACUUCGGUACCUACUUUUCUCAGAGAGAAAAUGUGUAUUUUAAACGUGUAUAGUCAUAAGUAAAAUUACCUGUGAUUUAUAAAUUAUUAUCUUAGUAAUUCUUGUACGACAAGACUUUGUUUAGAGUUACAUAUAUGCCUAUUAAUAAUAUAUUGUAUUGUGUAUUCUAUUUUGAUUAUAUUUUAAUAAUUAUUACUUAAUUAUAUAAUAAUUAUUAUUAGUUUAAUGCAAAAUAUAUCACAUAUAUACUCAGAAGCACAAUUAUCCGCCCUCUUUAAUAUGACGCGAGUAUAUUAAGUGGACGGAUAAUUUUGCCUUUGAGUAUAUAUUAGGUCGCCGAGGCAUGUUCUCGCUACAGUUAAUACUUGGAGUAAAAAUUACUACAUAAAAUCGAUUCAUAUUUAAAUAUCUAAUCUAAAAUCAUUUAUAUAUACCUACCUUCAGGUAUAACUUUAGCCUGAAUGUGCCUUAAUGAGGAAAAUUAUAAUUUUGCGAAAUUGGCUGUUUUUCGGAGGGAAACCCAUUACCCAUAACGAUGUUAUUGUCGUCCAAUUCAUUUGUUCUAUUAUAUCAAUAAUUUUAAUUAAUUCGUAGAGAUUACACGGAAGUAACUAACUAGUUUUAAAUAACGAACCGUCAAGUUAAUCGCAAUUGCCAAAGUUACAAAAAGUAUUAAAAAGUUAAAAUUUUACGCUGACAAGUGUUCUCAGCUAGUGUCGACGAUAGAUAUGACUGGCGUCAAAGUGACGUCUGAUGUCAGCACGUCAAAGUGACAACUUUGCGUCAAUGACAAGUCACUUCUCGCUCUGCUUCACUGACGCGUCAGUGACGAAGACGCUAGCUGCCUGGUGUCCUUUUUAUAUGACAAAACAUCGACUGGCUAAGUCUGUGCCGAGGAUAAUAUUAUAUUAUACUAUGAACCUACCUAUCACAUUUACAGCAAUAUAGAUAAUAUACAAAAACAUAUGUAGCAUUUCAUCAAUUUUAUUAUUGGAUGUUUAAAAUAAAAACAUUACCAUCA